AUGGUAUCGUCUCAGAAUUUGCCCACGAGAUAUCUUGUAUCUGCACCCGGAAAGGUGAUUCUUUUCGGUGAACAUGCGGUAGUUUAUGGCACGUCGGCUAUUGCUGGAAGUGUUAAUUUGCGGACCUAUUUGCUUAUCGAAAAGAGAGAAGAUGGGAUGCUCGAAGCGUACGUUCCAGACAUUGGAUUGGAUCAACCAGUGAAAUGGAAUACUGAAUUAUUUCCAUAUUCAAAAGUCGAAGACGAUAAGAAAGAGGAAUUCAACGAAGAACUUGCCGAAUCGCUCAAAUCACUUGCCGAAAUCGAAAGCGACAAACCAGCUACAGUCCGCCAACAACAAAGUGUAGCUUGUUUAGCCCUUCUUUAUCUCUUCACCCUCCUCUCAAGUAGAUUCCCCGAGACCAAACGCGGAUUGACGAUCCGUGUGCGUUCAGCUCUUCCCGUUGGUGCUGGCUUGGGCUCAUCUGCUUCAUAUUCGGUCUGCUUGACAACAGGACUGUUGCUUAACUUUGAAUACAUUUCUCUUACACCUGACAGUCGAGGCGCAGAGCUGAUUAAGAAAUACUCCUUUUUGGCGGAAAAGAUUAUUCAUGGUAACCCGUCCGGGAUUGAUAAUGCAGUCGCAACAUUCGGCGGCGCUGUCUUGUACAAGAAAGGAUCAAUGGAAUCCCUGAAAGGGUAUCACGAGAAUAUUGCCGAGUUACCGUUCCGCCCAUUUCGUUUUCUACUUACCAACACCAAAGUUGCUCGCGAUACGAAAACGCAGGUUGCCAAUGUUAGGAUAAAAUUUGAUAAAUACCCCGAGAUUAUCAAACCAAUACUGGAUGCAAUCCAGAACAUUAGCGACCAUUUUAAAACGGUUCUUAUCAACGAAGACAACAACAUUACGCAGGAUACAAUACUCGAGGAUCUGAUAGAUUUGAACCAUCAUUUUAUCAAUUCACUGGGUGUGGGCCACCCGGCGCUAGACAAAGUACGCGAGAUUACAGCUCAAUUUGAAUUACAUUCAAAGUUAACUGGAGCUGGUGGCGGUGGCUGCGCAUUGACUUUUAUCCGAGACGGCAUUCCAGACGUUACGAUAGAGACGGUUAAGAAAUCGCUCUCUUUACAGGGAUUUGAAUGCUUUGAAACUUUGGUCGGUGGACAUGGUGCUGGCGCAUUGGUUAUAAAUGAUACCAUAACUGCGCAGGAAUUUAUGGAAGGCGGGUUGGAGUGGUAUGGUGGGAUGGACAGUUGGCAUUACUUUGUUUAA
Paraglomus occultum is the source of this 1251-nucleotide messenger RNA. Lineage: Eukaryota; Fungi; Glomeromycota; Glomeromycetes; Paraglomerales; Paraglomeraceae. The record is from the annotation of a GenBank genome assembly.